AUGGACGCGUUCAUAUGUCGCAAGAGGCGACGGAUUUCACCCCCGCAGGCCGGCUAUGCUUCUGUCAAGAACCCGACGACGACACUAUCAAAUAAUGAAGACGAGGGCAACGAUGAGCAAGAAUCUACUGAUGUCAAGCUAGCAAUCCUCUCGUCCCUCCACCCAGAGCGACCUCCAGAAGAUCUCCUCGAAAUCCUCUUGAGCUGCGAAGGCUCCGUCGACGAUGCAGUCGAGACACUGUCGAGGGGCACAAAUACGAGCACAAGUACAUCACCAGCGACAAAACAGCGUCGACUCACCAUACCUGGCUUGCAGAGCGCUCUUCCGUUUGCUUCCGCGGAGAAGAGAUGGCCGGGCCCGUCGUCAAAGACCUUGACAAAGAAAGGAAAGACGUUACAUCUGUAUGCGCCAGAGGACAUUGCACAGCACACGCCGUGCUCGGUCAUCCACAAUUUCCUUCCAACGGAUCUAUCCAACGCUCUCCUCGAUGAGUUACUCGUCGAAGUACCCAGUUACGAGAGCAUCAGUUUCAAGAUCUUCGACAACGUCGUCAAAUCGCCCCACACGGCAUGCUUCUACGUUGACAGCCUCGCCGACAUACAACGCCAGAGGAGCGAGUAUUACUACAACGGCAAUGACUUGGGAGAUAUCCGGCAGAUCCUGCCUGUGAUGCGCCAAGUGAGCGACCUCGUCGGUGAUGCUGUCAAUGAGGAGAUCGCCAUCCGCAUCCGUGACUUCUACCCUGGCGGUAAGAAGCUGCAAUACCAGACGUCGAGACCGUGGCAACCAAACGCCGCGUUUGUCAAUUGCUACGACGGCGGCUCCCAACACGUCGGUUACCACUCGGACCAGCUGUCAUAUCUAGGCCCACGUGCCGUGAUCGGGAGCCUGAGUCUUGGAGUGGCACGGGAAUUUCGGGUGCGCAAGAUCGUGCCCAAGAACGACGAAGAAAUGCCGGCAUCAGAAUCUGCCAAGUCGUCGUCCACCGACGUGUCGGGUCAAAUCGCCAUCCACCUGCCUCACAACUCGUUGUUGGUCAUGCAUGCCGAGAUGCAGGAGGAAUGGAAACACAGCAUCGCCCCAGCUCCAACUGUCACACCGCACCCCCGCGCGGGUAACAAACGCAUCAACAUCACUUACCGCUGGUACCGAGAAGAAUUCCGGCCCAAGUAUACGCCGAAAUGUCGCUGCGGGGUGCCGUGUGUGCUGAAGACGGUGCAGAAGCAGAAGGCCACACGUGGACGCUAUAUGUGGACGUGCCAAGUAGGCAACAAGCCAGGAGGUGUAGGUUGCGGAUGGUUUGAGUGGGCGAGGUUUACGGAUGAUGGAGUUCCAGUUAGUUGGAGGGGUGGUGGUGAUGGUACUUAUGACGGCGGUGAGGGUGGUGAGGGUGAUGAGGGUGAUGAGGGUGACGGUGGUAGGAAUACAGGUUUUGUUGGUGGUGAUGGUACUUAUGACGGCCGUGACGUGGAUGAAGGUAGUGGAGGCGGUAAGGGAGAUGCUGGAGAUGAUGGUGAUGACGGUAAUGACGGCCACGACUCUCAUCAUGAAACUCGCCUGCACAAUCCUCAAUCCAUUGCGCAAUGGGCUCUUUAUGAGCAAGGGAACGAUUCUAGUUGA
This is a messenger RNA of Capronia epimyces CBS 606.96, 1620 nucleotides long. RefSeq lists its product as uncharacterized. The coding region runs from base 1 to 1620 and encodes 539 amino acids. The record is from RefSeq and is a predicted model, not a curated record. The transcript has a single exon. Gene Ontology annotation, biological process: DNA alkylation repair; DNA repair. Gene Ontology annotation, cellular component: nucleus. NCBI's taxonomy places the organism in Eukaryota, Fungi, Ascomycota, Eurotiomycetes, Chaetothyriales, Herpotrichiellaceae. Gene Ontology annotation, molecular function: ubiquitin binding; zinc ion binding; dioxygenase activity.